AAACACUCCGAUUCGACCGUUUUUCAUAGGAUACCAGCAUAUCCGAUGGAACAUUUGCCGAUAAUUACUUCAUCUACGCAACUAUGACCGUUAAAUCUUACAGAAUUUUCUAAUUUUCGAAACUAAACCGCCUCAAAUCAUAUGAUUGCAGUACCCCUUUCUCUACAUUCCACUCGAUUCCAAUAUAUAAUUCCCAUAAAAAUUCAGUAAUCUUGCAAAAUUACAAUGUAAUUCAUCAAGAUUACCAAGUAAUUACCUAAGAUUACACAGUGAUCCACCAAAAUUACCAUGUAAUUCGCAAAAAUUACAGUGUAAUUCACCCAAAUCACCUAGUAAUUCAGCGAAAUUACACCGUCGUUCAUAA
Molecule: messenger RNA, 364 nt
Organism: Adineta steineri
Lineage: Eukaryota; Metazoa; Rotifera; Eurotatoria; Adinetida; Adinetidae
Source: the annotation of a GenBank genome assembly